Theileria parva strain Muguga is the source of this 592-nucleotide messenger RNA. RefSeq names its product Signal peptidase subunit family protein (gene Spase22-23). Gene Ontology annotation, biological process: protein targeting to ER. NCBI's taxonomy places the organism in Eukaryota, Apicomplexa, Aconoidasida, Piroplasmida, Theileriidae. Bases 125 to 592 code for a protein of 155 amino acids. The record is from RefSeq and is a predicted model, not a curated record. Gene Ontology annotation, cellular component: membrane; signal peptidase complex. The transcript is spliced from 3 exons.
UAUUAAACAGUGUAAACUCGUAAAUAGGUUUGGAAGGUUAAAAAUAUAAAAUAAAAUUAAAAUUUCACACCACACAACAAUUAAUAUAAAAUUUAAGAGUUAUGCGGUGGUACAUACGGGCGCGAUGAUAGCGUUGAUGGCGCUGGCGUUGAAUUACUACACAGGCGUCAACCUUCGUACGCACAAACACGUCACCGGAGACGUCAAACACGUCAAAACUCACGAACUCACACUCGAUAAAUAUAAAGUUGACAGGGCGUUGUUGGAGUUGAGUAUGGGAUAUGACUUGCGUGGUGUGUUUGACUGGAGUACUCAUGUGGUAUUUCUGUACGUGACGGCGAACUACGUGACAAACCGUCACGAGAGAAGUGAAGUUGUGAUAUUUGACAAGAUAAUAAACAAGUCUGAGGCGUACCAGCCUAGUACAAAUGUGUUUGCAAAGUAUUUUCUAUACGAUUUCGGAAGAUCACUGAGGAACAGACAAGUCUCACUCAAGUUUUUUUAUGAAAUUGUGCCAAUCGGAGGGUUCAUCAAACAGUUUCAACUCUCACACCACACCUUCACACUACCCCCUCAAUAUUCUCAAUCCUAA